AUGCAAUUCGACCCACCCGGUUCCAGUUUUUACGAUGAUCCGGAUCUUAGUUACUCCAUCGAGAAAUCAGUCACAGGAUGGGACGAGAAACGGAAGCGAUGGCUUGAAUUGCACCCGUCAUUCAAAACCGAUUCUGAAAACCGGAUCGUGAUGGUAACCGGUUCGCAAUCCGCGCCGUGUAAAAACCCAAUCGGAGACCAUUUAUUGCUCCGGUGCUUCAAAAACAAAGUCGAUUACUGUCGAAUCCACGGCCACGACAUCUUCUACAGCAAUUCGCUGCUUCAUCCAAAGAUGAAUUCGUAUUGGGCGAAACUUCCGGUGGUUAAGGCGACGAUGCUUGCUCACCCUGAGGCGGAGUGGAUUUGGUGGGUUGAUUCCGACGCGAUUUUCACCGAUAUGGAAUUCACGCCGCCGCUUCACCGUUACCGUCAUCACAAUCUCGUGGUUCACGGUUGGCCGGAUAUUAUCUACGACAAACAGAGUUGGACGGCGUUAAAUGCCGGCGUUUUCCUCAUUAGAAACUGUCAAUGGUCGAUGGAGUUAAUUGACACGUGGAAGAGCAUGGGGCCUGUGAGCCCUGACUACGCCAAGUGGGGUCCGAUCCAACGGUCAAUAUUCAAAGAUAAGCUGUUUGCCGAGUCAGAUGAUCAGACGGCCCUGAUUUAUUUGCUGUAUAAACACAAAGAGUUGUAUCACCCGAAAAUAUACCUCGAAGCAGAGUAUUACUUCCAAGGGUAUUGGAUUGGUGUCGUUGGGGGUUUCGCUAACGUGACGGAGCGUUAUCUCGAGAUGGAACGAGAGGACGCCACGUUGCGCAGAAGGCACUCUGAGAAAGUGAGCGAGCGAUACGGUGCGUUUAGAGAGGAGAGGUUUUUGAAAGGCGAGUUUGGAGGGAGAGGAAGUCGCCGAAGAGCGUUUGUAACGCAUUUCACUGGAUGCCAGCCUUGUAGUGGGGACCACAAUCCGAUUUACGAUGGUGACACGUGUUGGAAUGAGAUGAUCAGGGCCCUUAAUUUUGCUGAUAAUCAGGUGAUGCGCGCGUACGGAUACGUGCACUCUGAUCUGAGCAAGUCUUCUCCUCUCCAACCUGUGCCGUUCGAUUAUCCUGACGAGCCAUGGUGA
Messenger RNA from Thlaspi arvense, 1122 nucleotides. The record is from the annotation of a GenBank genome assembly. NCBI's taxonomy places the organism in Eukaryota, Viridiplantae, Streptophyta, Magnoliopsida, Brassicales, Brassicaceae.